Messenger RNA from Zasmidium cellare ATCC 36951, 960 nucleotides. RefSeq lists its product as uncharacterized. Lineage: Eukaryota; Fungi; Ascomycota; Dothideomycetes; Mycosphaerellales; Mycosphaerellaceae. Bases 1 to 960 code for a protein of 319 amino acids. The record is from RefSeq and is a predicted model, not a curated record. The transcript is spliced from 2 exons.
AUGCCUCAUCGACUCUCUGAUCCGGUCGCCAUCGACACUGAGAAGCAAUAUGGCGACUUCCGAGAUCAACUCUACAAGGACGGCUACGCAGUCGUCAAGGGUGUCAUGGCUCCAGAGCGAGCAGCACACUACGUCGAGGAGAUGACCAAAUGGCUAGAGAAAUUCCCACUCGGUUUCGAUCGCAACGAUCCAAAGACUUGGACUGAGGACAAGUUGCCCGCUCACAUGAAGGGAGGAAUGUAUCAUGGCUAUGCAGUUUCCCAUGAGAAGUUUGUCUGGGAUGCUAGACUUGAACCGGGCGUGUUGGCCGCAUUCGAGAAGAUAUGGGGCACCAACGAACUCCUUGCCUCGUUCGACGGCAUCAACUACACUCUGCAGCUUCCGGAAGGUCAACGCAAGCCUUCUACUCCAUGGCCACACGUUGAUCAAUCGCCUCAUCUGCUCGGCCUGCAAUGCAUCCAGGGCAUCAUCAACUUCGCUCCCAAUGGUCCAAAUGACGGCGGCCUGGUUGUUCUCAAAAGAUCUCAAGCUUUGAACGAUACCUACUUCAAAACCCAUAGCAAGGACAAGAAAGCCAAAUGGGGCACUGUCCCAGACGAUUGGCAUGGCUUCGAUCCCGAGGAGGUCGACUGGUAUAAAGAGCGCGGCGCAGAGGAAGUCAAGGUGUGCGCAGACCCAGGAGACCUGAUCGUGUGGGAUUCUCGGACUGUCCACUGGAAUGUUCUGCCACAGAGCGAACAGACGAGCAUCGGCACGUCUUUGCUGUCCACAACUGUGGCCAGACGGCUCUGUUUAGUACCAAUCCCAUGCAGCAGGUCCCGUUCGGCUCGUAACUCGGACUUGCUAGAUCGGUCAAAGUGCAUCCCGAUCCUCACCAUGUGUCAGCCACAAAACUCAAAAGCAAUCUGUGAAGGCCUUGGCUUGAUGCUGGCUCCUUUUGCAAGCAAAAACUGCCCUUAG